AUGACAAAAAUCAAUAGCACUUCUUCCAAAUUUCAAUCAGUUAAUAGAAAUCUUUCUGUUGAUAGAGAAAGAAUUUCUAAUGCCUGUGUAAUUGGGUUAUUUGUUGUUCUUGGUAAUUCAGUUACAGUAAAACUUCCUUCCAAGAAAUCAAAAAAUACACUGGCACAUCUUUCUAUUGCCAGUACAUGUCUUAAUGGCAAAGAAAUAAAUGAAAUUGUUCAAGAACAAUAUAGUUUUCCAAAUAUUUUAGAUAAAAAUAAAAGAAGAGAUAAAGAAGUAGCUAUCUUUAAUGCUGUUUCUAAAAAUGUUAUUGGACUUCAUUUUAAACUUGCUAAACAAACAACUUCAACUAAAACUCUUAAAUUAAAAAUUUAUAAAGAAUUAGGUCCAUUUAAUAAAAAUGGAGUUAUUUUGUUUGGAACAAAAGUUACUGCAAAUUUAAUGAAUCGAAAUCCUUAUGGUAGGUGUUCUCAAAGAGCUUUUAUAGAAUUAAAAGGAUAUGAUGAAGAGAUUGUAAAUAUAUUUCAUUCUGUGUGUAAUAUGAAAGAAAAUGUUAUUGAAAAUUAUUUAGUAAAAUGUCCAGAAUUAUUUCAAACUUAUUUAAAACCAGAAAUAGAUUUUUAUCAAAAAGAUAAUGAAAUUAUUAGAAAUACUCCAAAUUCUGAAGAAUUUUGUUUUCGUGGUGUUUUUAAAUUUUGUAGUGAACAUUUAUAUUCAACUGAAACCGCUUCAUGGUUUACUUCAGAAUGA
Entamoeba histolytica HM-1:IMSS is the source of this 750-nucleotide messenger RNA. RefSeq lists its product as uncharacterized. Bases 1 to 750 code for a protein of 249 amino acids. The transcript has a single exon. Lineage: Eukaryota; Evosea; Mastigamoebida; Endamoebidae. The record is from RefSeq and is a predicted model, not a curated record.